GUCCAUUCCCGUCGUUCCUUUGCGUUUGACCCUCUCUCUCUCUCUCUCUCUCUCUCUCUCUCUCUGUCUCUGCUUCUUCUUCUUCUUCUUCUUCUUAUCCCUCUUCUCUUCUCUUCUCUUCUCUCUGUGAUCUCUCUGUGCUUCCAUUCUCAGUUCCAUUUUGUUAUUCAUAUCCCACUUCUUAUUCUUCUUCUUCACCCAAAUCUUCAAUCAACAUCAAUAUAUACUUGCUCUGCUUCUACCUCUGUUUCUGCAGUCAGAGCACCAACCUCAGAGACACAAACACCAACUGAACUCAGCUGUUAUUCACAUAAUCACAUACCCUUUUGCUGAUUUCAGCUGUUCAGAGCUUCAGCUUAUCAUGGGCCGGCAGAAGAAGCGGUUACCCUGAAGGCUGAAGAAGAUCACUGUUUCUGCUGCACCUUCUUAGGCUGUUUCUGUGGGGUUCGGUUCAAUAUUCGUGUUGAACAUUGAGACACGCACAACGAGAUAUGGCUGGUAGUAAUGAAGUCAACCUCAAUGAAUCUCGGAAUGUUGUUCCACUGAAUACAUGGGUGCUUAUCUCCAAUUUCAAGCUAGCCUACAAUCUUCUCAGACGUGCUGAUGGAACAUUCAAUCGAGAGUUAGCAGAGUUUCUGGACCGAAAGGUGCCGGCCAAUGCAUUUGCUGUUGAUGGAGUCUUCUCUUUUGAUCACGUGGACCGGAACAAUGGCCUCUUCAACCGGGUCUACAUGCCAGCUUCUGAGAAUGAAUCUCAAUGGGGUGUGAAGAACAUGGAGAGGCCUUUAAGCACAACAAAGAUUGUGCCUGUCAUAAUCUUCUUCCAUGGGGGAAGCUUCUGUCAUUCCUCUGCCAACAGCGCUAUCUACGAUGCCUUCUGCCGCCGCCUUGUAAGCGUCUGCGGGGCAGCUGUGGUGUCGGUUGAUUACAGGCGGUCACCGGAGCACCGGUAUCCGGCUGCCUACGAAGACGGCUGGGCGGCACUCAAGUGGGUGAAGUCAAGAACUUGGCUGCAAAGUGGGAAGGAUUCCAAGGUUUAUGUGUACAUGGCUGGGGACAGUUCUGGAGGGAACAUUGCUCAUCAUGUGGCGGUGAGGGCGGCGGAGGAAGGAAUUGAGGUUUUAGGGAACAUUCUUCUCCACCCUUUGUUUGGCGGCGAGAAGAGGACGGAAUCGGAGAUGAGGCUUGAUGGGAAGUACUUUGUGAGAUUGCAGGACCGUGAUUGGUAUUGGAGAGCUUUUCUUCCUGAGGGAGAGGAUAGGGACCAUCCUGGUUGUAACCCUUUUGGCCCCAAAGGGAAAAGCAUUAAAGGGAUCAAAUUCCCUAAAAGCCUUGUUUGUGUGGCUGGUUUGGAUGUUCUCCAAGAUUGGCAAUUGGCUUAUGCGGAAGGCCUUCAGAAAAAUGGCCACCAGGUCAAACCUCUUUUCCUCAAGGAGGCCACCAUUGGUUUCUACUUCUUGCCAAACAAUGAUCAUUUCUAUUGCCUCAUGGACGAGAUCAAGAGCUUCGUGAGUUCUUCUGACUGUUAAUACAGUGCAUGUUUGGAAAUCCUUCUACAAUCGAUCUUGAUCGAGGCAAAAUCAAUUUUGGGGAGAAGCUUAGCUUCUGAGUUUCAGAAUUGAUUCUGAGAAAAUAGAAGCUGAUUCAAACAUGCAAAUACUACUAUUGCUGCUAAUCAUUGCUACUUAACCUCACCCUUAGAAGGGCAUACAUAAUAGAAGCUUGACAUUUUCACUUGGGAUCUCUUUUUUUGUUUUUGUAUCUUCUUUUUCCACUUUCCCUACUUUGUAGUAUUGGUGUGAAAUUAUGUAGCAAUAGUUCUUACUUUCAUUACACCUAUGGUGGUCAAUUUAUUACAUCUAUGGUGGUCAAUUUGAGAGAUCUGUAGCCUGGGGAGCUUCCACCAGUUUCAGCAAUCUGAAGUACUAGAACUCAGUUCAAUUGUGGGGUUUGGAGGAACUACAGUAUGCAACACUUGCCCCAUUUAACAUUUUAACUUCAAUAGCAAGAGGGAAGAUAGAAGAUGAGGCUUGGUUCAUCACUUUUGAUUCAGUGGUUGCUUUCCUCUUGUAGCACUAAUUACUCAACGUGAACUUGAGAAGAUCCCAGUUAUGGAUUUGUAUGUUAUAUAUAUAGUAUAUAUACCUAUGUUCUUGAGUUACAUAGUUUGUCUUGGAUGUUUGCUUUUGCUGUGAUUUGAAUUAUGCAGUUGUUGUUUCACAA
Messenger RNA from Lotus japonicus, 2223 nucleotides. Its product is annotated as gibberellin receptor GID1B-like. The record is from RefSeq and is a predicted model, not a curated record. Gene Ontology annotation, biological process: positive regulation of gibberellic acid mediated signaling pathway; raffinose family oligosaccharide biosynthetic process; floral organ morphogenesis. Gene Ontology annotation, molecular function: hydrolase activity; gibberellin binding. The transcript has 2 exons. Lineage: Eukaryota; Viridiplantae; Streptophyta; Magnoliopsida; Fabales; Fabaceae. Gene Ontology annotation, cellular component: nucleus; cytoplasm. The coding region runs from base 492 to 1529 and encodes 345 amino acids.